UUCCCAUUUUCUAAGCUUUAUCCUUGACUCACCCCGCAACCAUCCUCCCCCUCCCCCCCCGGGGGGGAAGAUACUCCCAUGCGGCGAUUGAUCCUAUGUCGCUAGUCUAUGGUGAGAUUUGUACGGGAAGAAGUGAAUAUUGGUGGCACAGCACAAUUCCCACGUACAGUCACGAUGGCGGGAAUGUUGGAAAUUCACAAAUAUGCGAUCUAGUGCUUUGGCCAGAAUCUGUGUUUCACUCUUCUUGAGCCAGUCGUCUUGAGUCAUUGGCUCCAGGUAAAGGAGCAUAAAAGACCUUCCACUUCUCCUUUCCUUCCUCUCAUACCUCAUACCCUUUUCUCUUCUCACUUUUCGGAUUGACUUCUAUUCUUAUUGUCAAUUAAUUUCACUUACCUUGGAACAACAUGAGGGUAGCAAUCAUUGGAGGCGGUCCUUCGGGACUGGUUACUCUGAAGCAUUUGAUCACUGCUCAUGAAUUCUUCCCUGGCGCAAAACCAUUCGAGGCCAAGCUUUUUGAGGCAGAGAGCUCCAUCGGUGGGACAUUCAAGCAUCGUGAUUAUGAGGAUGCCGAGUUAGUCUCUUCGAGACAACUCACCACCUUCUCAGACUAUCGCUACACCCCAGAGUCCCCUGAUUUCUUGUCAACCAAGGAUUACUGCAUUUAUCUUGAGGGGUACUGCAAGAAAUUCAAUCUCUGGCCUUAUAUACAUUUGCAGACCACCGUCACUGGUAUUCAUCGUGGGGCCAAUGGCGGACAUACCAUCCAAUAUAUUGCAGCCGGAAAGUCGAGUGAGUGGCACUGCGAUGCUGUUGCUAUCUGCUCUGGGCUGCAUGUUACUCCCAAUAUUCCACUUUUGAGCGGCCUGGAGCGCGUUCCAACUGUGAUUCACUCAUCGCAGUUUAAAAGACGAAAACAAUUUGGAGAAGGUAAAGAUGUCCUGAUCGUUGGAAGUGGCGAGACCGGAAUGGAUUUAGGAUACUUGGCGAUUACUUCCAAGACCAACUCCGUAACGCUUUGUCAUCGUGAUGGCUUCCUUUGUGCUCCCAAGCGUGCUCCCGAACCAUCCUGGUUCGGCAUGAAACCCACCACAACGCUACAAGGCAAUGUCCCAUAUGAUGUUGGUGCAUCCAGUCUAUUCGAUACUGCGUAUGUCCAUCCUCUUCUUCAGGACUCGUUCCUGCCUUGGUGGUACUACGACCGAUUCGCCAAAUGGACUACAUGGCUUGUUUCGGGGACAAAAGCUGGUCUUGAUCAGUGGAUUGGUGAAAUUUCUCCUGAGAGGUUCCAUGCUUCGAAGAUCUUCUUCAACAAAUCUACCAAAGCAAUGCCCUACAUUACUUCUCAAUACCGCCGAUCCUCCAUCGGGAACACACUCCGCUCAUACAUCGCUCAAGUUCCCCUGGUACCUACCCAUGGCCGCCAGAUCGACCUAGCUCCCUGGCCGCAGUCCAUCGACGAGAAAGGCAUCGUCCACUUCACCGAGAACAGUCGCUCAGAAGCAGAGGUCAUGAGAAAGAAGAUCUGUAAACCAGAUGUCCUAGUCCUCGCAACUGGUUACACACAGUCGUUUCCUUUCUUGAACUCGAUGUACCCAAUGCCCAAGGAUGCGGACAUGAGAGCCAUCUGGAAGAAGGGCGAGGAGAGUGUCGCUUUCAUUGGUUUCGUUCGUCCUAGUUUCGGUGCCAUCCCGCCACUAGCAGAAAUGCAAGCCCAGCUCUGGGUUACCUCUCUACUUUCUCGCCUCCCAUCACCUCUGAAAGAUACAGGACAUUACAAACUCCAUCAUCGGGCUGGAAGUCGGAUUACAUAUGGUGUUGACCACGAAUCUUACGCUUACCAAUUGGCGCUGGAUAUCGGGUCCGCUCCGUCGUUCAUGGAGAUCUUGCCGAUGGGAUGGAAGAUGGUGUUGUGUUGGGCGUUGAGUGCUCAGGUUAACACCAAGUUUAGACUGGUGGGGCCAUGGAAGUGGGAUGGUGCGCAGAAUGUUAUGGAAACGGAGAUUUGGGAUACUGUUUCGCGAAGAAGAGGAUUCUUUGGGCAUUUCACUUUGAGUUUCUUGCCAAUGAUGUUGUUUGGGACGUUGAGUGCUGUUCUUUGGGUGUUCGAGGAGGUUUGGAAGUUGAUCAAGUGGGUGUGGAAGGUUCUGAUGCUGAAUUGA
Molecule: messenger RNA, 2159 nt
Organism: Mollisia scopiformis
Lineage: Eukaryota; Fungi; Ascomycota; Leotiomycetes; Helotiales; Mollisiaceae
Product: FAD/NAD(P)-binding domain-containing protein
Exons: 5
Coding region: 405-2159 (584 amino acids)
Molecular function (GO): N,N-dimethylaniline monooxygenase activity; NADP binding; flavin adenine dinucleotide binding
Source: RefSeq, a predicted model, not a curated record